Messenger RNA from Gossypium arboreum, 1764 nucleotides. Its product is annotated as GATA transcription factor 8-like. Gene Ontology annotation, biological process: positive regulation of DNA-templated transcription. Gene Ontology annotation, molecular function: zinc ion binding; sequence-specific DNA binding. The transcript has 4 exons. NCBI's taxonomy places the organism in Eukaryota, Viridiplantae, Streptophyta, Magnoliopsida, Malvales, Malvaceae. Gene Ontology annotation, cellular component: nucleus. Bases 329 to 1342 code for a protein of 337 amino acids. The record is from RefSeq and is a predicted model, not a curated record.
UUCUCUCCUCAUUGCCUUUGCUCACACUAUUACUCAUUUACAUGACUGAUUUUGGACCAAUAUGAAGUUGGGUUUUUGGAACUUGUUUCAUUGGAGUUGAAAGUUUUGAUCUUUUUGAACAUUGGGUUUCUCAAUGAGUUCUUGUUUUGGUGGGAAAUUGGGAAUUUUUUGAAUUCUUUUUAGCUCCAAGUUUAACAUUUUCAGUAUCUCGAACAAUUCUCUUCAUUUUCCGGGAAAAUUAUCUCCUGUUUCCCCAGAAAAGUUUUGCUCACUUAGUAACGAAAGGUUUAUAAAUUUCUUAGAGAGAAAUUAUUAACAUAAAGAAACCAUGAUUGGACCAACCAACUUCAUCGACGAGAUAGAUUGCGGCAGCUUCUUCGACCACAUAGACGAUCUCCUCGACUUCCCUAACGAGGAUGUCGAAGCUGGUUUCUCCGCCGCUGAUUCCGCCAUCAACGCCGCCGCUUUUCCCAGCAUUUGGACUGCUCACUCCGAGUCAUUCCCGGGUUCUGACUCAGUUUUUUCCAACAACAGCGCUUCCGACCUCUCCGCCGAACUCUCUGUUCCGUAUGAAGACAUCGUUCAAUUGGAGUGGUUGUCAAACUUUGUUGAAGAUUCAAAUUGUGGAGCAAGCUUGACAAUUAAGAAACAAGAGCCUAAUUCAAACAAUAAGGACUCACCAUCCCAUCAUGAUCAUGAUCACCAUCAAUUCCAGACAUCCAGUCCGGUUUCGGUCCUCGAAAGCAGCAGCUCUUACUCCGGCGAGAAACCGGUUGCCGCCCCCGGGAAGUGCGGACGUGCGCGUAGCAAACGUCCCCGUCCCGCUACUUUCAACCCUCGUUCAGCGAUUCAGCUUAUCUCCCCGUCUUCGUCCGUCAAUGACAACGACGUUCCUCAGUCGUUGUUUGUCCCCAAGGUGCCAUCGGACUCCGAGAACCACGCUGAGUCUCGGCUUCUGAUCAAGUUGCCACGACAAGUUAACCCGGAACACAAGAAGAAAAAGAAGAUCAAGUUGACACUCCCAGCACCACCACCACCACCUACUGAUAACAACACUACUCCAAAUCCAUCUGUUAGGAAAUGCAUGCAUUGUGAGAUAACAAAGACACCUCAAUGGAGGGCAGGACCAAUGGGACCGAAAACCCUUUGCAAUGCAUGCGGAGUCCGGUAUAAAUCCGGCAGGCUCUUUCCCGAGUACCGACCGGCUGCGAGUCCGACGUUUAUCCCGUCGGUGCACUCGAAUUCUCAUAAGAAAGUGCUGGAAAUGAGAACCAAAUGUGGGACAGCUGAUGUACCAGAAAUGAUCCCAAAUAAAAGCAACCCAGCACUAGAUUACAUAUGAAGGGAGGGCUUUGGAGAAUUUUGGAACCCUAAUGUUGAUGGGGUUAAAACUUUCACAAUGUUUCCCCCAUCCCAAUCUCUUUUAAUCUUUUUUUAUGUGUUUAUUUUUGUUAUUGUUAUUUUUAUCUCUUUGUUCAUUGUUUUAUUUUUGUAUAGGGUUGGAAAUGGGGGGGAAAUUGGAGCAAUACAUGACAAAUAUUUUAGAAUUGUAGAGAGGGGUUUUAAUGAGAGAAAGAGAAAGGGUUUAGGGGAAAAUGGAAGGUUUUAAGAGUAGCAAAAGUUGUAGGUUUUUUUAGUAAUGAGUAGGUCCUUCAAAGGUUAUUAAUUAUUGGAGUCUUUAUUUUCUUUUUAAUUUUUUUUUUCUUCCUAUUUGGGGAUUCUUUUUGCAGUGAAAAAAAAAAUCAUCUAAAUUUCCCUUUUAAA